AUGUCUGUUACUCUACACACCACCCAUGGCGACCUAAAGGUCGAAAUAUUCUGCGAGACUGUCCCUCAGACCGCCGAGAAUUUCCUCGCAUUAUGUGCAUCUGGUGCAUAUGACAACACGCCGUUUCAUCGCUUCAUGCCGGGAUUCAUGAUACAAGGGGGCGACAUCUCGCUCAGUCCCGCAGCCACAUCUGCAAGCCAUCCCAUUCUCCCAUUUGACGAUAUCCCCAAGGGCGGCACAUCGAUAAACCACCCUUCUGCUCUGAACCAAGAAAUUCACGUCCCGGCCCUUCGACAUAAUGCGCGCGGUGUCUUGUCAAUGGCUUCAAGACCAGUGAAAGACCGCACAGCGCCCGGCAUGCAAAACGCCGCUGGGCCCACCGUUAAUGGAAGUCAAUUCUUCAUCACGUUUGCCCCAGCGCCGCAUCUUGAUGGCGAGAGUACGGUUUUCGGGAAAGUGCUGAAUCUGACGGCGCAGGAUGAAGGCGGUGAUAUAUUAGGAAAAUUGGAGCGGGCGAAUGCGAAAGUGGACAAGAAAGGCCGUGUCGUACAGCCUAAAGAAGGUCAAGAAAUUGAAGGAGAAUGGGAGGCUUUGAGGAUAAAUUCAGUCACGAUACACGCCAAUCCAUUUGCGAAGUGA
Talaromyces atroroseus is the source of this 639-nucleotide messenger RNA. Its product is annotated as Peptidyl-prolyl cis-trans isomerase-like 3. Bases 1 to 639 code for a protein of 212 amino acids. The record is from RefSeq and is a predicted model, not a curated record. The transcript is spliced from 3 exons. Gene Ontology annotation, cellular component: catalytic step 2 spliceosome. Gene Ontology annotation, molecular function: peptidyl-prolyl cis-trans isomerase activity. NCBI's taxonomy places the organism in Eukaryota, Fungi, Ascomycota, Eurotiomycetes, Eurotiales, Trichocomaceae. Gene Ontology annotation, biological process: protein peptidyl-prolyl isomerization.